CCCUAUAUAAAACACAUCAUCAUCGGCUCAUUAGGGUUUUUGUGGAUUUUUAAGAGCCAGAGAGUGAUAGCCUCCGCCUCUUCACAUCCCAAAGGACUCAAACCCUAGCCAACCUUCCCUGCAAACAUGGCCGUCGGUAAGAAUAAGAGAAUUUCCAAGGGAAAGAAGGGAGGCAAGAAGAAGGCGGCUGACCCUUUUGCCAAGAAGGAUUGGUAUGAUAUCAAAGCACCUUCCCUUUUCAACCAAAGGCAGGUUGGCAAAACCCUUGUCACCAGAACUCAGGGAACCAAGAUUGCUUCUGAAGGACUCAAGCACAGAGUUUUUGAGGUUUCUCUUGCUGAUCUUCAAAAGGAUGAGGAUCAUGCUUACAGGAAAAUCCGUCUGAGAGCAGAGGAUGUUCAGGGCAAGAAUGUACUCACGAACUUUUGGGGGAUGGACUUUACCACUGACAAGCUGAGGUCACUGGUGCGCAAGUGGCAAACACUGAUUGAAGCUUAUGUAGAUGUUAAGACUACUGACAACUACACCUUGAGAAUGUUCUGCAUUGCAUUUACAAGGAGACGUGCAAACCAGGUCAAACGAACAUGCUAUGCUCAGUCCAGUCAGAUACGUCAGAUUCGCAGGAAGAUGAGGGAAAUUAUGGUAAACCAGGCAACAUCCUGUGAUUUGAAGGAGUUGGUCACCAAGUUCAUUCCUGAGAUGAUUGGUAGAGAGAUAGAGAAGGCAACUUCCAGCAUUUACCCACUGCAGAAUGUCUUCAUCCGUAAAGUCAAGAUCCUAAAAGCUCCCAAAUUUGAUCUUGGCAAGUUAAUGGAGGUUCAUGGUGACUACUCAGAGGACAUUGGUACAAAGGUUGAGAGACCAGCAGAUGAUACCGUUGUUGAGGGUGAGACUGAAGUUGUGGGAGCUUAAAUCAAGAUCUUCUAUUUUGAAUGUGGAACAUUUCCUUUUUUCAGUUUUGUGGAUUGUCAUUGUUGAGUAGUGUUUUGAUGAAAUUUUGCUCUUACUGAACUCAAUUCCGAGCUAAUGAUGCUUAGAAAUUUCCAUUGAAUCUUGUCUUGUAGUAGCCAAUAUGAAAUUUUUCAUAUUUAUAGUAGAUCUUAUUGAAUGUUUAAUGCUUAA
Ziziphus jujuba (common jujube) is the source of this 1122-nucleotide messenger RNA. Its product is annotated as small ribosomal subunit protein eS1. The coding region runs from base 127 to 912 and encodes 261 amino acids. Gene Ontology annotation, molecular function: structural constituent of ribosome. Gene Ontology annotation, cellular component: ribosome; cytosol. The transcript is spliced from 7 exons. The record is from RefSeq and is a predicted model, not a curated record. Lineage: Eukaryota; Viridiplantae; Streptophyta; Magnoliopsida; Rosales; Rhamnaceae. Gene Ontology annotation, biological process: translation.